AGAACACCGUAGCCGCGGCGGAAACCGCGACUGUCCUAGCCGGGACCACUGGCUGCGAACACCUUCAAGCGCCGGCUCGACUGCGUGCGUUAGUCUGCGGAGAUCUGCACCGCUGACCUGAAGGAUUUCGAGGAAGUGUGACUGCGCAGUGGCGGUCCUGAGGAAGGUUAAGCCUUUUGCAAUACGGGAACAGAGGCUCUAUAGCCUUGCCAAGAAGCGCUCAACUGGCUGUGAUCUGAAGGAUACGUUCCUGGAGUAAACGGUUGCCAUGGGUCCAGAUCUCCUCUGGCGAAGACGUUUCCUCGUCAUCUUGAUGGUCGUCGCGGCUCGGGCGGAGGCGGCGGCGCAAGAGGAAGCCGAGGUCGAGUACCGGGGCCCGACCACCGUGUCCCAGGGCUCAGAGCUGCGCGUCGAGUGCCUGCUGCCCGCGCACCGGUUUGCCAGCUGGCGCAAGGACCGCGCCGAGGCGCCGCCCCUGGUGCCGGACCCGUGGAACCGGUUCGACAUCGAGCACGGUCCGCGCGACCCGCGCAUGGGGCGCAUCAGCUCCACCCUGACCGUGCUCGGGGCACAGGGAAACCACACCGGCUUCUACUACUGCACCAGCUUCAGCCCGCUGUACCACAGCGUCAUGGUCCUGCCGCGAGGCUACGUCCACGACAGCACGGGACGCGUGAGUGCCGGCGCCUGCUAUCCGCUGGAGGAAGGCAAGCGCCUGGUGCUGGACUGCGACGGCCUGUCCAAGCGCUCGGACCGGUUCCCGUUCACCUGGAUGAAGAACAACCGGCGCUUCCUGCCUUCGAGCAACGGGGAGGUGCGGCUCGAGCAGACACGCCUCAUCAUCGAGAAGGCGCGCCGAGAGGACGCCGGCGUGUACAUGUGCUCGGACAUGAUGUCCACCGGAUACGGGCAGUCCACCACAGGCCGGGUGCUGCACGUGGCCACCCCCGUGGACCUGGUGCCGUUCAGCCCGCGGCUGGUGGUGCGCUACGGGAGCACGCUGCGGCUGCGCUGCAACGCGUCGGCCGUGCCCCGACCCGAGGUGUCGUGGUGGAAGGACGGCGAGCCGCUGCCGGGCGGCGGCCGCGUGCGCCUGCUGCACGGCCCGCCGCCGGACAGCCUGCCGCUGGCGCAGCUCGAGGUCAGCUUCAUGGGGGACGAGGACGAGGCGGUGUACGCCUGCAAGGCGUCGCACCCGGCCUGCGAGCUGAGCGCCACCACCGCCACCAGGGUGUUCGUCAGGAUGAAUGCUAUCCAAACCAAUGAGGAAAUUCCAGGGAAAGGCAUAAUUCUCGACGUAAGAUCACAUACGCUAGUUUUACAGUGCAACUCCACCGAGGACCCCAGCAAGGAAAUCUAUUGGUCCAAGAAUGGCACCGUGCUUUCGAAUGGAAAUAAGUACAUCAUCAACAGCGAUUCCCACAGCCUGGAAGUCAAGGAUCCAGGAUACCUAGACACUGGAAACUACACAUGCACUGUUAAUGGCACUGAUGAGAAAGCCACAAUUGUUGUUCAGACCAACGUGUCCAUUGAGUACGCAGAAAGCUCCAAGAACCAAGUGGAAGGAGACCCACUCACCCUGUCUUGCAAGGCAUCUGGUGUACCAAUACCUGUUGUCACCUGGUUCAAGGAUGACGAACCUCUGAACAUCUCGGACCCACGUGUCACUCUGGAGCCGAUCAACAAUGUGUCCGAUGCCAAGCUUGUAAUUCAGGACCUCAACUUUGAUGACAGGGCCCAGUACACUUGUGUUGCCAGCAAUGGUAUCAGCAAUGAGACCAUGACAGUUUUGGUUCGUGUCAAGGACAAGUUGGCUGCUCUGUGGCCCUUCCUUGGCAUCUGUGUCGAGGUGGCUGUGCUAUGCGCCAUUAUCUUUAUCUACGAGAAGAAGCGUGUGAAGCCCGACUUCGAGGAAUCUGACACUGACCAGAAUCCUGAAAACAAAAACCUGUCAGAUCAGAAGGAAGGCCAGGACAUACGGCAAAGGAAGUGAACAGCCGGCGCAAAACAGCUGCAGGAUGGCUCAAGGAUGGCCGUUGGCCGGCUUUUCCUCUCUUCUGCCAGCAUCUCACCACCUUCUCUUUGUGGUCGCUGAUACAGCCAUCCCAGUCUUAUUCCCACAUCAUGAACCGCAACUGUUGCCUGCCUCUUGCUAGCAGGGCUUUGCUUGCAAAAAGUGACAAACAGCUGAACGUGGAAAGGUAGCCAACAAGCUGUCAGAACAUUUAUGGAAGCUUCCACAGCAGAAGCCAGCAGAUGAUGGCAUUACCACCUCCUCUUUGUUGGCAAGUCCUCAAUAGCACAUAAGGAAAUGACUUUAUUAGUGUGUGAGAGCCCCUACCCUGCUAAAGCACCGUGCUUAGUGUGAUAGCGCCGAAACCUACCACCUUCUUCUUCAUUGCUCCCCAUCUGGCUAUGCAACUGCUGAAACCUGCUCUUGCAUAUUAAGUUUUUCAAAUAUGCACCAUUAACACAUUUCAUUCCUGUCUGUGAAGCGCACGGGAGACUUGGCCACAGCCAGGGUAAAGAACAAGUUCUGUUCAGUCUAUGUAGCAACCCUUUCUUCUGUGGCCCCCGUUUUUCCCUCGCAUGCUUCACUGUAUUUUACUAGUUAUUUCUUCUGUUACCUUUUAGCAAUUUAUUAAUUGGACCGUGAGGCUCGAUGGUACCAAGUCGCUGGCCCAAACAGUCAUAUAGGUAUUUCUUUUCUGUCUAUAAAGAAAAAUAUAUAUACAUAUAUAGGAUAUUAGCAGCUGGCUGCUGUUCAGCAGCACCCUCAGCGAUUUUUCUCUUUGCUGUUAUGAAAGGCAAAGCCUUUCUUUCGUUGACAUGUUCACAACACGUGGCUACUUUCUAGUUCACGCUAAUCAAGGCAAGGCAUUCUCUUCUUUGCAUUCUCUUUAUUUUAAAUUACACUUUGAUAAGUGUUUCGUAGAACAUAGCAUACACUACACAUGACAUAAGCAGUUCUUUUUACUGUACAUAUACAUACUAUCCACCAGUGCCCAUUUCUCUACGUUAUAUAGUUCUCUAAAAGAAGUGCAAUUAACUUUGUUAUUAUGUGAAGGUACAUUUGAAUAAAAAUGUUUCAUAAAAUG
Dermacentor albipictus is the source of this 3098-nucleotide messenger RNA. Its product is annotated as neuroplastin-like. Gene Ontology annotation, biological process: homophilic cell-cell adhesion; axon guidance; dendrite self-avoidance. The record is from RefSeq and is a predicted model, not a curated record. NCBI's taxonomy places the organism in Eukaryota, Metazoa, Arthropoda, Arachnida, Ixodida, Ixodidae. Gene Ontology annotation, molecular function: cell-cell adhesion mediator activity. Gene Ontology annotation, cellular component: plasma membrane; axon.